Messenger RNA from Drosophila hydei, 2863 nucleotides. RefSeq names its product inositol polyphosphate 5-phosphatase E (gene INPP5E). Lineage: Eukaryota; Metazoa; Arthropoda; Insecta; Diptera; Drosophilidae. The transcript is spliced from 6 exons. Gene Ontology annotation, molecular function: phosphatase activity. Gene Ontology annotation, biological process: phosphatidylinositol dephosphorylation. Bases 556 to 2862 code for a protein of 768 amino acids. The record is from RefSeq and is a predicted model, not a curated record.
AUAUUUAUGUUAACGCAAUGUUGAGUCUGUGUGCCCGAUAGACGAUAUACAAUUUAUUAAUCUAUAAUUGUUAGAAUUAAGGAAUCGAGUAACUGACUGCCGUGGUAUCGAGUAACUUAAGCAAAUAAACAAUAUUUAUUUUGCUUUAGUGUUUGCGGGCACCGGACGGACUUAAUAUGUGCUAAAAGCUGUUCCUGCAAAUUGUGGUUUUUUUAUGACCAGCACAAGUCUAAAUCACAGGUAAAGAAAGGCACAGCACAGUUUGUUGCUCAUCAUGGGCUGAGCAUAGCAGCAGCUAAACAUCACAUAUGGAAGUGCAGCCAGCCUAUACAAAUUGUAGUCAGAUUUUCGAUACAGCUCAUACGCACAAGAGCCUAAAUUUAAACGCCGAAUGUAAACACAAUCAAAGCACAAUUGUAAACAUGUGAUAAUAGCUGAUGAAGCACAGUAUUACACCUGCUGAGACUUGCAUGAGCAGCUAACACCUAGGAUCCACUAGAAGCACGACUCGAACACAAAUUUAUUUACCUCGCUGCAUCCAAAUUAUUGUAAAUCAUGCAGCAGGGUGGGGCUGGCAGUGAGGAACGCAUUACCAGCAGUCCACGCAGCGCACAAAAGACUGGCAGCACGUUGUUUGGACUGUUAAGCAAGCGGCCCAGCAAGGUAGAGCCACAUCCUGUAACACCUGAUUCGCCAAAUUCUCAGCGACGACCAACGUCUGCCUGUGGCCAAUAUGAUGUCAGUUUUGCCAAAUGCUCGGCAGAGUCGAGCAACAAUCACAAGAGUCAAACGUUGCCCGCCAACGCCGUCAAUUGUAAUGUCGCUCAGAUGCUGGAUAAAUCUCACAGCGGACUAAUAAGCUUCCAUAGACGCGGCAAUCCUACAUCCAAGAGCAAAGCGCACACACAUCGAUAUAGCGACGCGGGCUCCCAAAGCGAUGGAGGUGCGGAUGUAGUCAUGCGUCGCAAAUCGCCUAAGAAGCGUUCGCCUAAUCACAAUCGAUUUAGUCAUCAGUUUAGCCUGUGCUGCAAGGCAGAGAAGAAGCCUAUGACGCCGCCGGUUUCUGUGCGUUACAAUUCGAUACCUGAUGCCGUGGUCAAUGCCAGCAACGUGCUUCGGCGCGACAACCUGUCGCUAAGCUGGAGCAUGAUGGAUAAUUCGGGUUCAUUAAAUUCGCACUCAAGUGAAGGAGCUGCUUCGUUUCAGCUCCCGUCCACCCAGCGCCCACGACCAUCCAGCGAGUGCGCCAGUGCCCCCGAAUCUCCAGUGGCUAGCAAAACCUUCUUUGCGCCAAGUGGCGCAAGCGCCACCGGCUCCACGCAUCACAAUUUGCACUACUCUCCAUCCAGUUCGUCCAACAAGAGCGACACUGUGAAUCGAGCGCCCAUACGGCCCAUCGCUGUGUCUGCAUGUCGUUCGCGGCUGCGUCUCAAGUUGUUUCCACCAGGACAGGAGCUGCCGCCGCUACAUCCUGAGGAAAGUGCGGAAACAUUGAAGCGUGCUACAACGCCGCAGCACAUGUCCUCGCCGAACAUUGCCACACAGCCAGAUACGCUCGACGCUGUCAUCCAGGAGGCGCCCGGUAUGCGUUUCAUGUCGCACGAGAACAUGACGCUGCAUCGCCAAGGAUCUGGAUCCAAUUUGGCUCGUCAGACAUUGAUGGCGGCGCAGGCAUUGAAUCUUAUACCAGCGGACAAAGCACGCGAACGUAGCUACCUGGAUGGGCGACUGGGCUCAUCCUCGCUACUGGGCCCAAGCGAACUGAGUCGGGUUCUGCCCCAGAAAGAGGUCACCAUAUUCGUAGGCACCUGGAAUAUGAAUGGCCACAGUCCACCCAAACAAAUGAACGACUUUGUGUUACCUUCCAAUGUGGAACAUGUGCCCGACCUGGUUGUUAUGGGCACUCAGGAGUCCAGUCCAGAUCGCUUUGAAUGGGAAGUCACGCUGCAGGAGACGUUGGGGCCAUCCCAUGUGCUUUUCCAUUCAACGACACUCGGCACGCUUCAUUUGGCUGUCUACAUGCGGCGUGAUCUCAUUUGGUACUGUUCGGCACCAGAGGAUGCAUCGAUGUCGGUGCGCACGGGCUCGGCAUUUCGAACAAAGGGCGCUGUGGCCAUAUCGUUUUGUCUGUUCGGCACAUCCAUGCUAUUUGUGACUUCCCAUUUAACCGCACACCAGCAGAAGGUGAAAGAGCGUGUGUCCGAUGUUAAGCGCAUUAUAAACGCAUUGGACUUGCCCAAAAAUCUGCCAAACAUGCGUCACAAGAACAAGGAUGUUACGCAGAACUUUGACAAUGUGUUCUGGUGUGGGGAUCUCAACUUUCGGUUGGGCGAGCCACGGGAGAAGCUGCUCGAGUGGAUACAGAAUACGAAAUUUCCACUACCAUCGCAUUUGCCACAUGGAUACAUGCACACGGAUCAGCUCUCGUCUGUGCUGGCCGAUGGCGCUGCUUUCCGUGGCUUCAUGGAGGCAAAUAUUACAUUUCCUCCCACAUAUAAAUAUGAUCCUGGAAGUCAGAACUUCGAUACUUCUUCUAAGCAGCGUGCGCCCGCUUAUACGGAUCGUAUUCUCUACAAAUAUCGUCAAGUGCAGGGAUUAGUAAUACGCCGGCAGAGCACUGUGCCGGGCGUGUCUACGCCCACACAGCCUUACGUCCAAUGUCUGCUCUAUGAUUCCGUACCGUCUAUAACUACAUCUGAUCACAAACCAGUGUGGGCUUUAUUUCGCACACUAAUUCGUGCUGGCACUGAUGCUAUACCCCUUGCUGCUGGCUUGUUUAGUCGUGACAUUUACUUGGAGGGCAUGCGUCGUCGUCUGAAUAAUCAAUAUACCGGCGCCUCCGCGGUCUGUGCCAUACAGUAAA